Molecule: messenger RNA, 563 nt
Organism: Hordeum vulgare subsp. vulgare (domesticated barley)
Lineage: Eukaryota; Viridiplantae; Streptophyta; Magnoliopsida; Poales; Poaceae
Exons: 3
Coding region: 90-323 (77 amino acids)
Source: RefSeq, a predicted model, not a curated record
CUCUUCCCACGCGCCUGCAUCUCCUCUCCUCUUCUCUCCCUCUCCCCCUCCCCGGCGGCGGCGGCGGCGGCGAUCGAUCGCGAGUAGCAAUGGCGACAAAGUGCAUAAUCGGCGCGCUGGUCGGAUCCCUUGGCGUUGCCUACGUGUGCGACACCAUCGUUUCUGACAAGAAGAUCUUUGGAGGCACUGUUUGCAAGACCGCCACCGACAAGGAGUGGUUUCAGGCCACCGACGCCAAGUUCCAAGCCUGGCCUCGCACCGCUGGGCCGCCGGUCAUCAUGAACCCCAUCAGUCGCCAGAACUUCAUCGUCAAGGACCCAUGAAUGGGCGGCGCGCGGCUCGUCUUGCUCCCACCAUGGGACCCAAAGUUUCUUUUCUAGCUAGGGUUAUCAAGUUCCUAAUAAUAAAUAAAAGGGACUUGAGAGUCAGGGUAUACUCUAAUGUUUUGCUGCCGUGAGCAACUUUGGGUGGCUUUACCGCUCGCCCUCUCGUCUCUUGUUGAACUCUGUUCCUUGGUGAAAUUUCCCACCAGGCAGUAAAUUAACUAACUGCGUUGUUGUUUC